Molecule: messenger RNA, 1035 nt
Organism: Didymodactylos carnosus
Lineage: Eukaryota; Metazoa; Rotifera; Eurotatoria; Philodinida; Philodinidae
Source: the annotation of a GenBank genome assembly
AUGGCUAAGUGUCCUCCGUGUUUUACAGGUCUCGCUUGUAAAACGCGUUAUAAUUUUUUGGCUUUGGCUUGGGCACCAUCAAUGUCGGCUGAUAUUAUUCACACAGUUGAUGACUCUGAAAAAUCUAAGCUAUCAACUGUAUACGUGACUGUUGUUACUGUGAUAGUAAUUAUAUCGAUUAUUAAUAAUCUAAUGACAUUAGAAACUGCAUUUUGUCGAAAAAUUCGCAUUACACCAUGUGGUUUAUAUUUAAUAUUUAACUGUAUUUGUUGUUUGAUUUCAAUAAUUCUAGUGGAAAUAUUAGUUGUUCUAAUGUUAUUUGACCACAAUUUGUUUUUUUGCAAGUAUCUCACGGUUAUUGCUAAACCAUUAUUUGGACACUUGAGUUUGUGGAUAUCAUCAUUUAUUGCUGUUGAACGUGUUUUAAUUGAAUGUUUUAAUUUUAGUUUAUUUGGUACAAGAAAUUAUUCAGUAAUCGCUACAGUCCUACUGUUUAUUCUGAUGAGUUUAUCCAAUAUUCAUAAAAUAUAUUUUCGUCAAUUAUUAACUGAUCCAAUUAUUCCCACGUCCACCAUGUGCACAUUCUUAUACAGUAACAAUUGGAAAACAUUUGACAAAAUAAUGAAUCAUCUCCAUCUUAUUGUUCCAUGUUUGAUACAUCUUUUAUCUACCAGCUUUGUUCUCCAAAGUAUUGUUCGACAAAAAGUCUACUUAGCAUGUGCAUCAUCCCAUCAAUUUUGGCCAACUUAUCGUAAACAAUUGUUUAAUCAUAAAGACUUUUUGAUACCUCCAAUACUAAUUAUUCUCUGCACUAUACCUCAUGUGCUGUAUAUCGAUAUUAAAAUGAAUGAUUGUGUACAGGCACGUAUGAAACACUUUAUACGCGCACAUAUUGCUCUUGAACUUCUUUUUUACCUACCACACACAUUUACAUUUUUUAUCUAUGUUUAUCCAGCUCCAGUCUAUAGACAAGAAUUUUAUUCGACAAACAUUGGACGCGCAUGGAAAUAUUUUACAUUUCAACAAGAAAAGUAG